AUGCCCGACUCUUCAGUUUCUAAUCAUGAUAUUAAGUCAAUGUCCCACACCAACACCAUUACAAAUAACACAUCUCCGUUCGCCACACUAUCUUCUAACAUGGAGAAAAAGACAAUAGACCCUGAAACUGAACACCACCACCACCACCAACACCAGGACAAUGGAAAUGGAAAUGAAGACAAAGGAACCACAAUUAAUGGCAAAGUAGGGACAUUAUUAUCAGAGCAAGAAGCAAAUAACAGACCAAUAGUCCAUGUGAAUUCAUUAUCGAAAAGUUGGCAUUACGAUACAUCAAAUUCCGCAAGUUCUAAAUCAGCUCCCAACACCCCCAAAAUUAAAUCUCGAUCACAACCAGUUUCCAGAAGAGCAAGUGUAGAAGAUAUACAUUUUCAACAUAUCCCAUCACAUCAUGAAACUCAUAAUUAUAGUUUUAAAAAUUCAGUUUUAAUUCCUGCUGCAAAAUGGGCUUAUCUGCCAAUAUCGAAAAUGAGACGACUGACAAAUCCUAGCAUUACUAAUAACAGUCAAAUCCAUGAAGAAUACUUGAUUGAAUAUUCUGUAUUUCGUCCUAUCAAAGGGUUACCAGAAUUGAAUUCUCAUAAAGAUAUUUUAAUUCAUUUACGAGAUACAAUCGAAUCACAAACUAAAAAACCAUUUGAAUUCCCUGAAACAUACAUUUCUGAAAUUGAUUUCCAUAAUUUAUUAUUUAAAAUCACGAAAAUUAUUGAGACUGAUCAUAUUUAUCCAGAAAGAAUAACUACUGGUUCAUCGGGGAGUUAUUUUAUAUUUGAUAUUGAUUUUUCUCUUUAUAAAAUUGGUAUUUUCAAACCAAAAGAUGAAGAACCAUAUGGCCCAUUACUGCCCAAAUGGACCAAAUGGGCUCAUCGAACUUUUUUCCCGUGUUUUUUCGGUAGAAGUUGUUUAAUUCCUAAUCUUGGAUAUAUUAGUGAAGCAGCAGCUUGUGUUUUAGAUCGACAAUUACAUUCAUUUAUUGUUCCCCAUACGGAAAUUGUUGAAUUACGAUCACCAACGUUUUUUUAUAGUUAUUGGGAUAAAAGUAAUGAUGUGACUAAAUUACCUAAAAAGAAAGGUUCAUUGCAAUUAUUUUUAAAUGGAUAUAUUAAUGCUGAUAUAUGGUUAAAAAUUUAUCCAAUACCAACAAAUGAUGUUUAUUUGUUAAAGAAAACGUCUCGUAUAGAAGUACCAUUAGAUGAAACCAAAUUUUUGUUUACAUGGAGUCAAGAAUCAAUGCAACAAUUUCAAGAAGAAUUAGAAAAAUUGGUGAUUUUAGAUUAUCUUAUGAGAAAUACCGAUAGAGGAUUAGAUAAUUGGAUGAUUAAAUUGGAAUGGAUUGAAAUUAAAAGGAAACAACUGAUUAAAAUAAUGAAACCAAUCAUAAAAAUUGGUGCUAUUGAUUCAGGUUUAGCAUUCCCUUGGAAACAUCCUGACGAAUGGAGAUCUUUCCCAUUUGGUUGGUUAUUUUUACCACUUUCAAUAAUUGGACAACCAUUUUCUCGUAGAACUCGAAAUCAUUAUUUACCAUUAUUAACUUCAAAGAAAUGGUGGGAAGAAACGGUGAUAAAAUUAAAAGAUGUUUUCAUGCAAGAUAAUGAUUUUAAAGAAAGAAUGUGGUUGAAACAAUUGGCAGUUUUAAAAGGUCAAGCAUUUAAUAUUGUUGAGAUAUUGAAAUUAACUUAUGCUGGUCCUUUGGAAUUGACCAGACGUGAGAAUUUGUUGGUCAUUGAUGAUAUAAUGUAUAUGCCCAAUGGGAAAUGUGAUUAUGACUUUAUGAAAUCGUCAUUAUAUGAAAGUGAUAUUUUUAAAAGUUAUCGUGUUAGGAGUAGUGACAGGAAUCAUAGAUAUGAUAGUGACGAAGAGCUAGGGCAGCAAGAAGAAGGAGAAGGAGAGGUGAUUAGUCCGAAUACUCCAUUGUUAGCACAUCCUCAUAACCAUUAUCUUGAAGUGAUUAAUGAAUCAUUUGAUGAUACCAAUGAAUCUGGAUAUGAACAUAUGAAUAGAGAAAACAAUGUUGCUGCUACUGAUAAAGGUAAAAAAGUUAUUAUUGAAAGAUUAAUUAAAGAGACUAGCAAACCCCCUGUUUUCACUUGGUGUUGA
Candida dubliniensis CD36 is the source of this 2115-nucleotide messenger RNA. RefSeq names its product 1-phosphatidylinositol 4-kinase. The transcript has a single exon. The record is from RefSeq and is a predicted model, not a curated record. NCBI's taxonomy places the organism in Eukaryota, Fungi, Ascomycota, Pichiomycetes, Serinales, Debaryomycetaceae. Gene Ontology annotation, cellular component: fungal-type vacuole membrane; lysosomal membrane; endosome. The coding region runs from base 1 to 2115 and encodes 704 amino acids. Gene Ontology annotation, molecular function: 1-phosphatidylinositol 4-kinase activity. Gene Ontology annotation, biological process: phosphatidylinositol phosphate biosynthetic process; endosome organization; Golgi organization.